AAAAGCCAUACGUGGAAAUGUGUGUGUGAGAAGGUGCAUCCUGCAGCAGGGUUUAGUUACAAUCGAUCUUGGGGGGAAAAUAUUGCCUAUGGUCCAAAAAUAAGGAGCAACUAUGUCCUUCUCUCAGUUCGGAUACCCCUACAGCACCACUUCACAGUUCUUCGUGCCCGCCAGCCCCAGCACGACCUGCUGCGAGGCUGCCCCCCGCUCCGUGCCGGAUGCCUCCCCGGCUCCGGCCGCCGCCUCGCUGUGCUGCGCCCCGUACGAGAGCCGGUUACUGGCGCCCGCCCGCGCCGAGCUCAAUGCGGCGCUGGGCAUGUACGGCGCCCCGUACGCCGCCGGACAGGGCUACCUGCCCUACAGCGCCGAGCCCGCCGCGCUCUACACCGCGCUGAACCCCCAGUAUGAAAUCAAGGACGGCGCCGGCACGUUGCACUCGGGGAUCGCGCAGCCCGCCGCCUACUACUCCUACGAUCAUUCCUUGGGGCAGUACCAGUACGACAGGUACGGGACGGUGGAUUUCGGUGGUUCGGCCAGACGCAAAAAUGCAACGAGAGAGACGACGAGCACCCUCAAGACCUGGUUGUACGAGCACCGGAAAAACCCCUACCCCACCAAAGGAGAGAAAAUCAUGCUGGCCAUCAUCACCAAAAUGACCCUGACGCAAGUGUCCACCUGGUUUGCUAACGCUAGACGGAGGCUCAAGAAAGAAAACAAAAUGACCUGGUCUCCCAAGAACAAAGCCGGGGAAGAGAGAAAAGAAGAAACCCCGCGGGAAGAGGAGGAAUACGGCGCGGAGAGCGAAGGCAGAGAGCAGAAGAGCUGCAAGGAGGACAAGGAGCUGCCGUUCAGCGACCUGGACGACCUGGAGGAGGAGGAGGAGGAGGAGGAGGCGGGGAAGCCGGAGAAGGGCCGGGCCAGCUCCCUGCAGGAAGCCCCCAUCCUCGGCGCGGCGCUGCCCGAGGCUCCGCGGAGCGACUGCAGCCUCCCCGGCCCCUUCCGCGCCUUCCCCUGCGCCAAGGGCCCCGCCGCCGACUUCGCCCCGCCGCCCUACGCGCCCGCGGAGAAGCCGCGCAUCUGGUCGCUGGCGCGCACGGCCAAGGGCAGCCCCGAGGGCCGCGGGGCGGAGGGGGAGCCGCCCUCGCCCUCCAAAGCCUCCCGGAGCCCCGCGUUCAGCCUGCAGCCGCUCCCGCGGAGCUGCGCGUCCUACCGCGCCCUGGCGGAGCCGUGCCAGUACGCGGCGGCGGGCGAAGGGCCGCCCGCCCCGUCUGAGCGCUGGCGACGGAGCUCCGGCUGCAGCGAGGAGGCUCUGGGCUCGGCCCGAGCCGGGACCCCCCCGCCCCGCAGGCUCUGCCCGCGGCUCGCCCUGCGCUGCCCGCACGGGGCCGGGGGCGCGUUGGGCCACCACCCGCCUUGACGUCUUUGCCAGAAACAAAAAUGAACCUGUCCUCUUUUUUGGGUUUUUUUUUUUUUUGACCCCCCCCCGACGUGGUUUGUUGUUUUUUUUUCCCUUUCCCCCCCAUAAAACCCGCUCCUCCUCUGGGAGCCCCAGGAGGCGCGGUGGCUCCGCGCCCGCGGGAGGAGGAGCGGCGCAAGUUUUCGCCGGGCUGUGUAUUUCCCGUCGUUGUACAUAGACACCGCCUAAAGUAUUUUUCAGAGUCUCUAAUUAACACGGAUGAGCUGAAGGCCGUGAAGCCGCGCGGUGACCCCGGGAGCUCCGCAGCAUCCCGGGCGGAGCGGUCCCUGCCCCGGGUCAGCGCCCUCGGCCAGCGGAGAGAGCAGGGCUGCACUUUACAGGACAGCGAGAAAGGGAAACCGUAUCUCUGCAUUAUUUCUGUUUAAUUAAAAGUGUCAUCAAACACUUUGUGUUCAGACUAAUAAACCAAGCAGGGAUGAGGAAAGAAUGUUUCUUUGUUCCCGUCUCUAGAAGCAGUGGCAAUAAUUUAAAUUAAUAACUGUGGUAAUUAAGAGGUCAUCUAUAGAUCAACCCUAUACCUGCUAUUUCCAAGUUCACCGGGGUCAACAUUUACAUUAAGUCAUUUGUGGUCAAUAGAGUCCAAUGAAUUCUGCCUUAAUAAAUCAGGGAAAUCAAUCUUGAAUAUCGAGUAGACUUCUGUAUGUUUACCAAAGGCUACCGAGACCAGUGGGGUGCAGGAAUGGGAGCCCU
This is a messenger RNA of Cuculus canorus (common cuckoo), 2167 nucleotides long. It is a transcript of the gene IRX6, whose product is annotated as iroquois homeobox 6. Gene Ontology annotation, biological process: cell development; neuron differentiation; regulation of transcription by RNA polymerase II. Gene Ontology annotation, cellular component: nucleus. Gene Ontology annotation, molecular function: RNA polymerase II cis-regulatory region sequence-specific DNA binding; DNA-binding transcription factor activity, RNA polymerase II-specific. The transcript is spliced from 6 exons. The coding region runs from base 113 to 1417 and encodes 434 amino acids. The record is from RefSeq and is a predicted model, not a curated record. Lineage: Eukaryota; Metazoa; Chordata; Aves; Cuculiformes; Cuculidae.